UAGCGCCAUCUGGGGGGCUGAUGUACAAUCCGAGCAAUUGGCAUCACCCUGGUCUUCGCAUCGGGCGCUGAACGACUCUCUGGCCGCUUACAACGCGACACUUACCGAUUGACCUUGUUCGAGUGGACACCGCUGACCACGCACGCGCCGCGUUACGCAUUCGAGCAUCAUUGUCGCACGUGGUUUUUUAUACUACUUUUUUCGCAUCAUCGUAGUGCCAAGUGAAGUGCUUGUCUGAGGAAAGGGCUGACCAGUAUCAGGAAUGGCGCCAAUCAAACGAUCGAAUGAUUCGGUUUUCUGGUUCAUGAACGAUCUUACAUCAAGAAUAGUAGCCGAAUCCGGAAUUCCAAGCGACCGGCAUCAUCUUGGGAAAAUGAUACUGCAGGGGCUUAAAGAUUUUCCUGAUAUGGUUAUGCAGAUUGAUGGAGCGACUGGUGAGACAGAGACAAACAGAUCGGCACUGGAGAGAUCCGUGAGAUGUGCCGAAAGCCUACGAAGACACGGCUUGCAAGCUGGUGACGUCAUCGUGUUGAUGGCACCCAAUCAUUUAGAUAUAGCUAUACCGUUCUACGCUGCUCUAUAUCUUGGAGUCAUGAUAGCUGCUGUUGAUAGAAACUUGAGUAUCGGUGAGCUCGAAGGGACUUUAGGAGUCUGUACACCAAAACUUAUUUUCUGUCAAAGUGAGAAAGCGCCUGACAUUCAACUGGCUCUAAACAAUAUUGAACUGAAUUCACAAAUAAUUACUUUCGACAAAGGCGAUUACUUGCUAUCCUUCAAUGAGUUUCUGGCGAUCUGCGAAGAAACCAUAUCAAUUGAAAAUUUUAGAGCUACAGAAUUCAAUCCUGAAACUACAAGUGCCUUAUUAAUAGCUACCAGUGGCACGACAGGGUUGCCAAAGGCCGCGGAAACAACCCAUAAGAACUUCGCUAUCACUUUACCCUAUAUCUGGGCAAGCUAUAUGAAUUUUCCUAAUCCAACAAGAAUGGCGUUCAUCUGUUCUCCUCUUCAAUGGUUGACAGCGUUGAUUCAUUGUAUUGCGUCACCAAUACUAAGCUAUACACGUCUCCAAACAUCUUUACCUCUCACAGCGGAGCACGCCUGCAAUCUCAUAGAUACAUACAAGCCAACCUACACCGUACUAAGUCCAACUUUCUUGACUGCGCUUCUUGGUCACAAAGACCUGUGUGACUUUGCGAGUUUCGAGUUGAUUAUGCUUGGAGGCAGCGCGGUUCCAGUUGAACUUAUAACUAAAUUAAAGAGCGUUAGCCCAAAUACAGAUGUGUACAACGUUUUUGGAAUGAGUGAGCUAACGGGAAUCUGCUUCACUCCGGAUUUUUCUCCACCAGGAUCGUGCGGGAGGCCAAUGGGAUGUUUACAAUACAAGUUACUUGACAUUGAAACACAGGAUGAAAUAGAGGAACCGAAUGUACGAGGUGAACUUUGUCUAAAAGGGCCGGGCAUUUUUAAGGGAUAUUACAAAAACAUUACAGCGACGGCGGAGGCUUUUACGGAAGAUGGAUGGUUUAAAACAGGAGACAUGUUUUAUAGAGAUGAGAAUUGGAAUUUUUUCUUUUGCGAAAGGUUAAAACUAUUGCUGAAAUAUAAAAGCUAUCAGAUUUCACCUGUCGAACUGGAGAAUGUGAUUAGAAAGCACCCGGCCGUAUUAGAUGUGGCGGUGACGGGCCUACCAGAUCCUGAAUGUGGUGAGCUGCCUGUUGCAUGUGUGGUUCGACGCCCAGGCUAUGACGUCAAUGAUAAUGAAAUCAUUAACUUGGUUCAAGAGAAUUUAUCCGAAUCCAAGCAGUUGAGAGGUGGAGUACUAUUUAUGAACGAAAUACCAAUGACAGCGUCUACAAAAGUUCACAGAAGAAAAUUAAAAGAAAUUGUGUUAAAAUCAUGCGGCAGUCAGGGUUGCUAACUUUCCUUGAACAACAAGUAGAGUACCUACCUCAGACAAUUAAUAUGUCUAGAUGGAGUCUCUUACUGUUAGAUAACCGAUAAAAACAGGCCAGGAAUAUUAUUAAUAAUAUAUAAUUUUGUGUGCGUGACAAGCUACGUCUUACACUCGCGAUUUGUAUGACACUUUAUGAUAGUGUGCGUGAGUAGAGGUUAGUUCUAAAUCCAAUUUUAUUCCAAGUUUUCACAGCUGCCUUAGUCUAUCUAGACGUAUAAAUGAUCUAACGGCCGUUGUCAAUAAAUGUUGUCUAUCCUUCGUUUAACUAACUAGAGGUACACAAAUCCAUCCUUUUACGCGUACUACAUUUCAAUAACCUAUCGACAUAACUAUAUAACAUGACAUAACUAUGUAUAGAUAAGAUCUUGUCAUUAAACGGUGAUAGCAUAUAUACACAGCAAGAAAUACGUUAUUGAAAACGGUCGUAAGUAGAGUACCUAUGUCUGACAACCUCGCGAAACUCGCUAAGAAAAAAGCGAUUCACUCGACUGUAUGAAACGUGUAGUCAUUGAUACUUUGACAGGUGACAGCUAUAAUCCUGUAAAAAACGGAGAUAGCCGAAAUUCACUACGUUUUAAGCAACUGUUCGCUUUCAAACUUAGACGGAUUAUACUUCGUCGCCAAUCGCGUUACUGUAAUUACUGCUAUUUUAAACUUAUGUCAAAUGACUGCAUGUUUAAUACUAAAGUAAAUUUUAAUUUUUACUUAGGCAGUCCCGCCUCUUUUUACAUACCCCCUUAUUCAUAAUAGUCUGCUAACUUAAAGCAUUGCUAAUAAUUCUCACUCUGUCUUCUUCUAUUGACCUAAGUCAGAAUGAGAAAAAAACACUCCGUGGUUAGUAUUUACAUCUUCUUUGAUGUCUGUUUUCAAAGAUUGCAAAUAAACAGCAGGGCAUAGUAAAUCUGUGAUAAUAGUACAUUACAUACAUAUUUUUAAAACUAAUCAAAA
Leptidea sinapis is the source of this 2902-nucleotide messenger RNA. RefSeq names its product luciferin 4-monooxygenase-like. Bases 263 to 1918 code for a protein of 551 amino acids. The record is from RefSeq and is a predicted model, not a curated record. Gene Ontology annotation, molecular function: long-chain fatty acid-CoA ligase activity. The transcript has 12 exons. NCBI's taxonomy places the organism in Eukaryota, Metazoa, Arthropoda, Insecta, Lepidoptera, Pieridae. Gene Ontology annotation, biological process: fatty-acyl-CoA biosynthetic process; long-chain fatty acid metabolic process.